AUGUCAUCAACAGAAAAAAAACCACGUUUAGUAUCAGUUAAUCCAAUAUUAACUGAUAAUGAUUUAAUCAAACGUUUUCGAGAUGCUUAUACAAGUCGAUUACCAAUUCAUGAAAAAGGUUUAUUGGAACAUGAACCAUUUUCAUAUUGUAUUAUCGAUGAUUUUGUUCUCGAUAAAAAUGUUGAUCAAUUUUGUAGUCAAUUAAUCAAUGAAUUAAGUAAUAUCAAGAUGAAUCAAAAAAAUAAUGAUUUAUAUAAAUUUCAACAGUCCGAUGAUUUAACCAAUGUAACAUUGCCUGCUAUUGAACAGAUCAAGCAAUUUGUCUAUGUAGAUUUCAAAGAUUGGCUUGCACAAACAACUGAUAUUCGUUUCAGUGAUAAAAUUGAUAUGACAUGUUCAAAAUAUGACUACACAGAUUAUCUUUUAUGUCAUGAUGAUGAUAUACAUGGAACAAUCGAAGGUCGUCGUGUUGCUUUUAUAUAUUAUCUUGUACCUGAUGAUUGGAAAGAAACAGAUGGUGGAGCACUAGAUCUAUUUGAUACUGAUGAAGAAAAUCAACCACGUAAUAUAGCGAAAUCAUUAUUACCAAAACGAAAUCGAUUGGCCUUCUUUGAAGUUACUGAUAAAUCUUAUCAUCAGGUAGCAGAAGUUUUGAAUGACAAACAAGGAGCUCGUUUAUCGGUUAAUGGUUGGCUGCAUGGUCCUAUCAAUCCACGAGCAGUACCUGUUUUUGAACCAUUACCUGCCACGAAACCAGCAACGAAAUUUCAACAGUCUGAUGUAGAAUUGUUAGAUCGUGUGAAUCAAACGAUAUCACCCAUAUAUCUCAAAGUUGAAACUCAAUAUGAUGUUCAAAUGGCAUUUCAAGAAAAUUCCGAAACAAAAUUAUCUGAAUUUUUUCAAAAAGAUUAUUUGCAAUCAAUGGUCAAUGAAUUAAAAAGUGAUACAAUCAAAUGGAUACGACGUGGACCUUAUAAUAAAAGGAAUUAUGAUAUUGCUGAUGUCACUGCUUUACCAUCAGCACUAAAAAAUCUUAUUGAACUUUUUGGUUCUGAACCAAUGUUUACUAUUCUUGGGUCACUUACGGGUUUGACAUCAGAAAAUGAUGACGAUGAAGAAACAGAAUAUGAACCUUCACCUAAGAAAACAAAAUCAAAUCCUACUACUGAAGCUGCUUCGUCAACGAAUUCUUCUCGAUCUGUACCACGAUGGCACUUUGAAUUACGAAGAUGGAAACAUACAUAUUAUAGUUUAUCAUUUGAUACGGAUAAUAAUGAAGAAAAUAAUGUUGAUGAUGGUAAUGAUAAUGCAGAAAAAGAUGGAACACUUGAUGUUAUGAUCUUCUUUAAUUAUCAUUCAGAUGAGACUGAUGAUACAGUUGGUGGUGGUGAUGUUGUAUACACCAUUAAAAAUGAAGAUGAAACAUUAUUACGUGUCAUACCCGAUAAUAAUAGUCUCAAUUUAAUCUAUCGUGAAGAUGAUAAUGUACUCAAAUUCAAUAAAUAUAUCAAUCAUCGACAAGCAAAUAAUAUCUUCUAUGAAUUUUGUGCAUGUUAUCUUGAUUUAGAUAAACUUAAAAUAGAUUAA
Rotaria sp. Silwood1 is the source of this 1587-nucleotide messenger RNA. Lineage: Eukaryota; Metazoa; Rotifera; Eurotatoria; Philodinida; Philodinidae. The record is from the annotation of a GenBank genome assembly.